CUUACGAAUCACUGAGGAGAGCUGCUUAUAGGAGGUCAUGAAGUAAAACCUCAGUUCUCAGAAGCAUGCCUCACAAACGAGGAUAAAGCUACGUGACUUAGCACUUACUGAGCAAAAUGCUCUGAAGUUUCCCAUUAAGAAAUGUUACAAAUGGUUUUGGAACAGAAAAAUUAGUACAGAAGAUGAGCAAUAAAUGAACACUUCUACUCACCUUGGAUUUCACUGAAGUCUGUUACCACUGAUUAGAAUAAAGAUGGGUGUAUAAAUAUUGAACAUCUGCAAGGAGCCAUAAACCAAUAUGACAAAGAAUAUGAGAUAUCUCGGAAACUUUUUUGUUUAUGAGUGUCUGUUUGUAUUAACUUUUUGGAGCAAUAUCAGCCUGUCUGUGGAAAAUGAACUCUUUACAUCUGUUUCUAAUAAUUUUCCAGAAGGUGGUUCUGACAAAAGCAUCACGAGCCUUCCACUGUUGUAUAAAAAUCGUCAGCGGUCCAAAGUUGAUUACAAUUGGGUUAUAAUAGAAAAUACUACCGAAAGCCUGUCAUUGUCACAAAUCACAAAUGGCAAUGUAAAAAAAUUAAUAACUUUAUUGUCUGAUUUCAGAAAAGGCUCCAGGCUACAAAAUCUGACACUGACAAAUGUGUCAGUGGACUGGAAUAUUUUUCUUGAACUUCUUCAGACUGUAUGGCACUCAUCCAUUGAAUAUUUCAAUAUCAACAACUUUACGCAGUUGUCAGACAUUGAAUAUUAUAACUUCAGGUAUUCGGGUACUUCCAUGAAAGCACUGGCAUUGAAGAACAUCCUAGUCACAGAUCUAUACUUUUCACAGGAUGACCUGUACCAGAUACUUGCAAACAUGAACAUUGAAGCCUUGACAGUAGCAGAAUCAGAGAUGAUACAUAUGCUAUGUCCUUCGCUUGACAGUCCCUUUAGAUACAUAAAUUUUAUAAACAAUGAUUUAACAGAUCUGCUUUUUCAAAACUGUGAUAAAUUAAUUCAACUGGAGACAUUUAUCUUGCAGAAGAAUAAAUUUGAGAGCCUUUCCAAGGUGAGCUCCAUGACAAGGUAUAUGAAAUCACUGAGGUAUCUGGACAUGAGCAGCAACUUGCUGCGUAACGAUGGAGCCGAGGAGCACUGCCAAUGGACCGAGUCUCUGAUGGAGCUGGACCUGUCCUCAAAUCAGUUGACAGAGUCGGUGUUUGGGUGCUUGCCAGUCAAUGUCAACAAACUGGACCUACAAAACAACCAGAUCGCCAGCGUCCCCCAGGGGAUUGCUGAGCUGAAGUCCUUGAAAGAGCUGAACCUGGCGUCGAACAGGCUGGCUGACCUGCCGGGGUGCGGUGGCUUUUCGGCCCUGGAGUUCCUGAAUAUGGAGAUGAACUCGAUCCUCACCCCUUCUGCCGACUUCUUUGAGAGCUGCCAGAGGGUGCGGGAGCUGGAAGCUGGGCACAAUCCGUUCAAGUGCUCCUGUGAACUGCAGGCCUUCAUGCGUCUUGAGAGGCAGUCUGGAGGGAAGCUGUCCGGCUGGCCGGAGGCGUACGUGUGCGAGUACCCAGAGGACCUGAGGGGAACGCAGCUGAAGGACUUCCACUUGACUGAGCUCGCUUGCAACACGACCCUGUUGCUGGUGACAGCUCUGCUGCUGACGCUGGUGCUGGUGGGGGUGGUGGCCUUUCUGUGCAUCUACCUGGACGUGCCGUGGUACGUGCGCAUGCUGUGGCAGUGGACGCAGACGAAGCGCAGAGCUUGGCACGAGUGCCCCGAGGAGCGGGAAACCGUCCUGCAGUUCCACGCCUUCAUUUCCUACAGCGAGCGCGAUUCCGUGUGGGUGAAGAACGAGCUGAUCCCGAACCUGGAGAAGGGGGAGGGCAGCGUGCAGCUGUGCCAGCACGAGAGAAACUUUGUUCCCGGCAAGAGCAUUGUGGAGAAUAUCAUAAACUGCAUAGACAAGAGCUACAAGUCAAUCUUCGUGUUGUCUCCCAACUUUGUGCAGAGCGAGUGGUGUCACUACGAGCUGUACUUUGCCCAUCACAAGUUGUUUAGUGAGAACUGCAACAGCUUAAUCCUGAUUUUGCUGGAGCCAAUUCCUCCGUAUAUUAUCCCCGCGAGGUACCACAAGCUGAAGGCUCUCAUGGCAAAGAGAACGUACCUGGAGUGGCCGAAGGAGAGGAGCAAGCGUGCCCUUUUCUGGGCUAACCUGAGGGCAGCUAUUAAUAUUAACCUGCCAGUGGCUGAGGGGCAGAGUUGUGGAGAAAGAGAUUAAGAACCUUUCUAAUGCAGUUUUUUUCUUUUCUUUUCUUUUUCUUUUUUUUUUUGAUGAACCAAUAAAUACUUUAUGAUUUC
Cygnus olor (mute swan) is the source of this 2340-nucleotide messenger RNA. RefSeq names its product toll-like receptor 1. The transcript has 3 exons. The record is from RefSeq and is a predicted model, not a curated record. The coding region runs from base 299 to 2260 and encodes 653 amino acids. Gene Ontology annotation, cellular component: membrane. Gene Ontology annotation, molecular function: transmembrane signaling receptor activity; Toll-like receptor 2 binding; lipopeptide binding. Gene Ontology annotation, biological process: inflammatory response; cellular response to bacterial lipopeptide; immune response. Lineage: Eukaryota; Metazoa; Chordata; Aves; Anseriformes; Anatidae.